CGGGCGGCAAGAAAUUGGUCGAAGACGCACGUCGAAACUACGCUCCGACUUCACAGCCGGCGAAGCCACUGUCCGUGACGUACGUGGCUAACUGGCGAAGUCGAUACCGUAUCGAAAACCUAAAACAAAAAACGCAGGAAUCGAAAUUUAAAUUAGAAAGUGUUGUGUUUACGCGCGAUUUUCCGCGCCAUACAGUGACAGUGUCAUCAAAUUCUUGUGUUUGUGGUCUGUGACUUUUUGUUUUUUUUUUCAAACUUUGGAUUUCGAAUUCCUGAUAUGGCAGCACCGAAUCAUGUACGAGCGGAUAGAUUGCGGCAAAUGUUUAGCUGGACGACAGGAGAGACCUCGCCACCGUCACCGAUGGGUGACGAGAAAGAGUCCAAAAUGAGUCACAUACAGUUCUCAGCGCCUCUGGACAAACAAAAUACGAUCGCAUUACAAAAGCGCGCCGAAGCAGUGUGCGUGCAAAAUGCCUAUAAACACUACGGCUCAAACAAACGACCCAACCACGUGCUCAGUAAGCUCAACAUGACUGUGAAAAAGGGUACCAUAUAUGGACUGUUGGGCGCUUCGGGCUGCGGUAAGACAACAUUGCUCUCCUGUAUCGUGGGGCGGCGGAAACUUAACAGCGGCGAUAUUUGGGUGCUGGGAGGCAAACCGGGUACAAAAGGUUCAGGUGUUCCCGGCAAACGCGUGGGCUACAUGCCGCAAGAGAUUGCUCUAUACGGCGAGUUCACAAUCAAGGAGACCAUGAUGUACUUCGGCUGGAUCUUCGGCAUGGAGACCAGGGAAAUUGGGGAGAGGCUGCGGUUCCUCCUCGACUUCCUCGACUUGCCCAGUGAGAAUCGUAUGGUGAAGAAUUUGAGUGGCGGUCAGCAGCGCCGUGUAUCAUUCGCUGUGGCCCUGAUGCAUGACCCCGAGCUGCUUAUCCUGGACGAACCAACCGUUGGCGUGGACCCUCUCCUCCGGCAGUCCAUCUGGACCCACCUGGUGCGGAUCACCAGCUCGGGCGAUAAGACUGUCAUCAUCACCACACAUUACAUUGAAGAGGCGAGGCAGGCUCAUUGCAUUGGGUUGAUGCGUAGCGGUCGACUGUUGGCGGAAGAUCCACCUCAAGCCUUGCUCACCAUGUACAAUUGUAUUUCAUUAGAAGACGUUUUCCUCAAGCUUUCAAGGAAACAAGGUCAAGGUAAUCAAGUGGUAGAGCUGAACGUGUCCGGCGGAGCCCUAGGGCUCAACAAGAUGUCAAAACGCGAAGAGGCGCCCUACGCGAAUGAAGAUGGCCAGGUUAUCGGCCUGAACUUCCACCAGAGCAAGGAGGUUCUGAUUGUGGAUAAUGGUGUCGGCUCUAAUGGAGAUCUCCCGGGUAAGAUGUCGGAGGUGGCGUCAGAGUGCACGGAUUGCAGCGGUCGGUUUAAUUUCACAUCGCGCGGCAAGAUAAAAGCUCUCAUCCAGAAGAACUUCCUGCGGAUGUGGCGGAACAUUGGUGUGAUGCUCUUCAUAUUCGCUCUGCCAGUCAUGCAGGUGAUACUCUUCUGUCUCGCCAUCGGCAGAGACCCGAGUGGAUUGAAACUGGCGAUAGUGAAUCACGAUGUCAACGUCUUCGACGGUUACUGCCCCUACAACUCGUCUUGCUCAAUGAAGAACCUCUCCUGCCGGUAUCUGGACCACCUGAAGAACGGCUCCAUCAUCAAGAACUAUUACGCGCAAUUGGAGGACGCUAAGCACGCCGUGCGGGAGGGGGAGGCCUGGGGUGUGAUUUACUUCAAUGAGAAUUACACGGACUCGCUGGUUGCAAGAUUGGCGUUAGGUGACACAGCUGACAACGAGACGAUAAUGUCAUCAGAGAUAGAAGUGUGGCUCGACAUGUCCAACCAGCAGAUCGGUCUCAUGCUCAGUCGAGAUAUACAGUUCUCGUACCGGGAUUUCGCUAAGGGCUUGCUAUCCACGUGCAACUACAAUCCGAAAGUGGGAGACAUCCCCAUUGACUUUAAGGACCCAAUCUACGGAGAUAAUAACCCUUCCUUCACUGACUUCGUCGCGCCUGGUGUUAUUCUUACGAUCGUAUUCUUCUUAGCCGUAGCGCUAACCUCCUCAGCACUGAUAGUAGAACGAACCGAGGGCCUGCUCGACCGCUCGUGGGUCGCGGGCGUGUCACCCGGCGAGAUCCUGUUCUCGCACGUGGUGACCCAGUUCGUGGUCAUGUGCGGUCAGACGGCGCUCGUGCUCAUCUUCAUGAUACUCGUGUUUGGGGUCAAGAGCAAUGGGAAUAUAGCGUACGUGGUCAUGCUGACGCUGUUGCAAGGUCUGUGCGGCAUGUGCUUCGGGUUCGUGAUCUCGGCGGCGUGCGAGCUGGAGCGCAACGCCAUCCAGCUGGCGCUGGGCUCGUUCUACCCGACGCUGCUGCUGAGCGGCGUGAUCUGGCCCAUCGAGGGCAUGCCGUGGGCGCUGCGCUGCGUGUCGCUGUGCCUGCCGCUCACGCUGGCCACGUCGGCGCUGCGCUCCGUGCUGACGCGCGGUUGGCCGCUCUCCGACCCGGCGGUCUACAUGGGCUUCGUGGCCACGCUGUCGUGGAUCGCGCUCUUCCUCGUCGUCACGCUCACCAUACUCAGGUUCAAGCGCGGCUGAGAGGCGCGAGAACCUUAUUUAUUGCGCGUUCGCCCGUGAAGUCUUGUAUUUCUGUAGUCUGUAGCCACCCGAAAGUUAUCUGGAGAUGUGAUUGUGACGCGCUUUUAAUGUCGGUGUUGCCGUGUAUGUGUACUUGAAAUUUAUGUAGAUUUUAGGUCGCGCCGUGCGCCCGCCCGCCGGGCGUCGGAUAGCGGAAUUGACUGUUAGUCGACGUGUAAAUAGUAGAAUAUUUAUUAAGGUUGUAGGGAUGUUAGCGAUAAUGAUUUGUCCGGCGCUUUUACGGUGUUUUUAUUUUUCUUUUAUUCUCCGGUAGAGGACUUUUGAUGCGUCUUUUACGAUACCUGAUGAAGUUACCAGAUAGAUUUAGAUGGUGCCAUAGUGGUGAUUUUUGAACGAACAACGAUUCGAACGUAUUUCGACAAAAUUUUUAUGUAAUCGUCGAUUAUAACCUAAAAUUUUGAAAUUUACGCGCCAUCUUCAAUCGAACUAUGUUCCAUAGAUAAUAAUAAACGUUAGACCGACGUAUGUCAAUGGUAUAAAAUAUUAUAAUAUGAGUAGGAUUUUAAUUUGUACAGUAAGUAAAAUAGUAUAAGUAUUCUAUAGACUAAGGUUGUAUUUAGAUAACGGCAAUACAUAUCUUGUUAAUUGGAUUUGCGUAUAUAUCUUCUGAUGUAAUAUUUUAUAUUUUUUUAAUAAAAUAUAUAGUUAAAUUCGGUUUUAUAAGAAGGGCAAUACUUAAAUGAAUAUAAUUCAAUAGGAGCUAGAUUAUUUUUAGAAUAGAAGUGUCAGACUGUGAUUAUUUUUGCUAACAUUGACAUUUUUGUAAUGACAAUUAUACAAUAAUACUGUACCAAAUACGA
This is a messenger RNA of Zerene cesonia (dogface butterfly), 3488 nucleotides long. RefSeq names its product ABC transporter G family member 23 (gene snu). Gene Ontology annotation, biological process: transmembrane transport. The coding region runs from base 277 to 2628 and encodes 783 amino acids. The transcript has 16 exons. Gene Ontology annotation, cellular component: membrane; ATP-binding cassette (ABC) transporter complex. The record is from RefSeq and is a predicted model, not a curated record. Gene Ontology annotation, molecular function: ATP hydrolysis activity; ATP binding; ABC-type transporter activity. Lineage: Eukaryota; Metazoa; Arthropoda; Insecta; Lepidoptera; Pieridae.